AAUGAAAAUAUGAACAAAAAAGGUCAGCGUUUACCAAAGAAGGGUGAAGUCGAGAUGCUUUGUGGUGGUCCUCCAUGCCAAGGAUUUUCUGGAAUGAACAGGUUCAGUACCAGACAAUAUUCUCAGUUCAAGAACUCCCUUGUAGCAUCGUAUCUCUCCUACUGUGAUUACUACCGUCCAAGAUUUUUCCUGCUUGAGAAUGUGAGGAACUUCGUGUCAUAUAAGUGUAACAUGGUCCUCAAACUAACUAUGCGAGUUUUAGUGAAGAUGGGUUACCAGUGUACAUUUGGAAUCCUUCAAGCAGGAAACUAUGGAGUGGCACAGACCCGUAGAAGAGCCAUCAUUUUAGCAGCUGCCCCGGGGGAGAAGCUGCCUAUGUAUCCUGAGCCCACUCAUACAUUUUCCCCAAGAGCAUGCCAAUUAUCUGUUGUUGUUGAUAAUAAAAAGUAUGUCAGUAAUUGUCAGUGGGUGGUGUCUGCUCCUCUCCGUACUAUAACGGUGAGAGACACCAUGUCAGACCUCCCAGAAAUACGUAAUGGACACAGGAAAGAAGAAAUGAACUAUGGCACAGAACCUGAAUCACAUUUUCAACGACUGAUCCGAGGUAAACAGUAUCAGCCAUUAUUGAGGGACCACAUAUGUAAAGAAAUGGCUCCAUUGAUUGAGGCACGUAUACGACACAUCCCUACUGCUCCUGGAUCAGACUGGCGUGACCUACCUAAUAUUGUUAUUCGUUUCCCAGAUGGCAAAGAAUCCAAGAAACUGGAGUACACUCAUCCAGACAAGAAACAAGGUAGAUCUUCAACUGGAGCACUUCGUGGUGUUUGCUCUUGUGCUGCUGGUAAUGCAUGUGAUCCUAUGGAUAAGCAGUUCAACACACUCAUUCCCUGGUGCCUACCUCACACUGGCAAUCGUCACAAUCAUUGGGCUGGCCUCUAUGGCAGACUUGAAUGGGAUGGAUUUUUCUCCACUACAGUCACAAACCCUGAGCCUAUGGGAAAACAGGGACGUGUCUUACAUCCAGAACAAACGAGGGUAGUAAGUGUACGGGAAUGUGCAAGAUCUCAAGGCUUCCCAGAUACAUAUCGUUUCUAUGGAUCAAUUUUGGAUAAAUAUAGGCAGAUUGGAAAUGCAGUGCCCCCACCUAUGGCACGUGCAAUAGGACUGGAGAUUCUAAAAUGCUUGCAAAUAAAGGAAAAGAAUGAAGUUGCUAGGUUUGAAGUGCAAAAGUAGAUGUAGGCUAACACUGUAAAGUCAGUGGAAAAUUUUAAUGUACAGUUUGGUACUGUAUUCAUAAAUCGUAUAAAUUUUUUAGCAGAAUUAUAUCAAAUUUUAAUUUUUAUGUAGAAACAAGUUUAUGAAAGUGUGUUUAUAUAUUUUAACUUUUGAUACCUUUUUAAAUUACAAUUUUAAUAAAGCAUAUCAAGAGUGUAAUAAAAUGUAACUAAAG
Cherax quadricarinatus is the source of this 1450-nucleotide messenger RNA. The record is from RefSeq and is a predicted model, not a curated record. Lineage: Eukaryota; Metazoa; Arthropoda; Malacostraca; Decapoda; Parastacidae.